AUGUUUUCAAUGAACAUUGAUGAUACUGUUAAACGAUUUCCCGAGUUCUUAGAAUUGGAUGAUGUCAUGAGCUUUCUGACAUUUGAUGAAUUAUAUAGUUCAAUUAAAAGAAUAGAUUUUAAUAAUCAACUUGCAACAAAGUUAAUCUCGAAAGUAUUUAAUGAAUGCACCAGAACAGAAAAAAUUAUGCUUCUUGAUAUAAUGAAAUUGUCUCCUGAUAAUGAUUAUAUUUCAAAUUUUAAUUUAUUCGAAUUAAUCUUGACUAGUUUAGAGAUUCCAAUACUAACUACAUUAUUCAGAUCAAUAAAAACUCUCUUUAACGACAAAAAACAAGAACCACAAGAACAAAUACCAGUAAAAAGCAAAAAACUAUCAAUCCAAACUGAUAUUCCAAGUGGACAUGCGCAUAUAAUUGAAACACAAUUUCUUACAAAGUUAAAAGAGGGCGAUGAAACUGGUGUUCGACAAAUUUUGGGAACUUAUCCUGAUAUAAAUUUAUAUUGUGAAACAAAUGAUUUUUUCAAUCCUAUGAUGGUGGCCUGUGCUUCAGGGAAUCUCAACAUUGUUAAAUUACUUUAUAACCAUGGUUGUGAUAUAAAUAAAACCAGUUCAAAAGGAUUAUUUCCUCUUCAAGCUGCAAUUCAAAACGAUCAACUGGAAGUGGUCAAAUUUUUAUUUUCUGUUAACGUAAUAAUCCCAAAAACCGAUCAACGCGAUAUUACUGAAAUAGCUGCAAUUUUUAGUUCAGUUAAUUGUAUAAAGUACCUUUUAGAUGAGAUACACAUUAAUUUUAAUGCACAUCUUUAUUACACUGCUGCUUGCUACAGCAAUAUUGAAUUUCUAAAUUUUUUAUAUGAUAGAUUUUCAUACAUGCAACAAAUUAAUGUGGCAUUGGCUUUAGCUGCAGCCAGCACAGGUAAUAAUGAUGCAUUAAACUUUUUUUACGAUUCAAAGGGUGUAGACAUCGAUGCAAUAGAUCUACGUGGAAGGACAUCAUUAAUGUAUGCAAUAAAAGAAAAUAGAAUAAAAACUGCAAAAUUGCUAGUAGAUAAAGGUUGUAAUGUCAAUAUUCGCACAUUUAAAAAUAAGGAUGCUUUGCACUAUACAGUUAAAAAAGGAGACGUUAAAUUUUUCGAAUAUCUUAUAACUCAUGGUGCAACUAUUGAUGACUUAAAUAAAUUGAUAUCAGUUGCCGAAAGAUGUAAUAAUACAGAAAUGAAAGCAUUUUUGAGAGCAAACAAUUAUUAG
Trichomonas vaginalis G3 is the source of this 1248-nucleotide messenger RNA. RefSeq names its product protein ubiquitination. The transcript has a single exon. NCBI's taxonomy places the organism in Eukaryota, Parabasalia, Trichomonadida, Trichomonadidae. Gene Ontology annotation, molecular function: protein binding. The record is from RefSeq and is a predicted model, not a curated record. The coding region runs from base 1 to 1248 and encodes 415 amino acids.